UGCAAAAUGUUGUUUCUACUCGACGCAUGUUUGAUUUCACGGCCCCGGUAAAGCAACUGACUGUUUACGCGUAAAAAUAGCCGCUGCACCUGCAAGUGUUUGUUGGAGAUGCUCUUACGAAUCGGCAGUGCUGGUUUCAGCCGAUAUUUUAAGAGUGAGAUUGGAACAGCCUUGGAGUAGCUGCGUUAAAUCGCCUGACGCAUUAGAUCGCACGCUACCUGUCAGUGUCCGAGAGUAGGAAGUCACAGCACUCAGGAGAAUAUGACUGGUUUGGUAAGUGGGUUCAAUCAGUAUCAGGACCUGGUAGUACAUCACAUUUUUUUUAGGGAAGCAUGCAUCGCGAUUUGGUGUUGAUAGUUAUCUGGAUUUACUUUUAUCCUAGUUGGAAAUCAUAUUUACCCCGCAAAAAAGAGAGUAUCAGGACCAACUCAAUUAUGCAAAACUAACCGCAUUCUCUGACGCUCAUGAUAGGCAAGGAGGGAUGAUUUGAACAAUCCAAACGAGAUUUUUGUUGACAUGAGGAACACAGAAUAUCGCAAUCUUUUCAUAAAGAGGAGAAACUCGGUACCCGGGAGAAUGACCUUAAGGUUUAAAGUCAAUAGACAACAGUACAACACAUAGUUUUUAAAAAUGUCAUUUCUAGCCAUAUGCUUUGUUUCUUCUUUUUGUGCGGGCGGGACCAGUAGUCACAUGGUUUGGUGCCAAUCAUCUCUAAUUUACACGCAUAGAAACUAGCUGUCCCAGUCCGGUUGGAAAUUUUAGCAGGUUUGAUUGGGACAUAAAUGAAAGUUCUAUACCCCAGAUACAUUUUUUUAAUUAUAUAAAAAAAAGAACCUCGCUUUACUAGUACUCCCUCCGUCUUAGAAUAUAAGUGUCUCAACUUUAUACUAGCUCUAGUACAGAGUUGUACUAAGCUUGAGACAUUUAUUUUAAGACAGAGGGAGUAGUUACUUACUCACUGGCGUCAAUUUUGGCGGCCUUGUGGUCGAAGUUACAACGUGUCCAUCCGUCCAUGAGCAGAACUGAGGACUUCUAUGCCUCAAACCUGAGCCACAACUUGGUCUGUCUUUCCCUCUCUUCUUCUUUGGUGGAUCCAUCUGUGUCACCAGCAAUCUCGCAGUUCAGGGGCUUCCAAAAUGGAGCCGCUUCUCUCUGCAAUCGUGGGCGAUCUUGUCAGCAGAGCCCUGUCCAUGGUAACCCAGAGAUACCUGCAGUCCAAGGGAGCAGAGGGGGAGAAGCUCCGGAGGCUACGGGCAGUGCUGCUAAGGAUCGAUGCCAUCGUCGAGGAGGCCGAGGGGAGGCACAUCACCAACCAGGCAAUGCUCCAGCAGCUCCAGAUGUUGAGACAAGGUAUGUACAGAGGCUACUACACGCUCGACACCUUCAGAUACCGAGUGCACAUGGACAGGGACGAAGGCAAGGUGAGCACUCGCCGUUCGCUUGCCCUUUCCAGAUUCAGUCCUUCCAGUACCAGACGUACCUUCUUCUCCGUGUGCGAUGCACCGAGCAUGGACAUGGUGCUUGAUGCCGGGAGCUGCAGCAAUCUUGACAAGAUGCUCAGUAGCCUCGAGAAAAUAAUUGGUGACAUGCGGGAGUUCGUGAUGUUCUUGGCCAGCUAUCCUCGAAUCUUCCAGCAACCUUACGACGCAUAUAUGUUUCGUGAUCAGGUUAUGUUUGGCCGGCAGAUGGAAAAGGAGACCAUUUUGAGCUUCCUGCUUUGUAGGGAGGCUGCGGGAAAUAGAGGUUUGGGUGUGCUACCAAUAAUCGGUCCAGCAAGAGUCGGAAAGAGUACACUUGUUGAGCAUGUCUGCCUUGACGAGAGGGUGCGCAUGCGCUUCUCGUUGAUCGUCUUCUUCAGCGGCAAUGAUCUCAAUGAUGGAAACUGGGCCACUCUAAAGGGUAGCAGUGUGAUCAAGCAUCAGAACCUUGCUUCCACCCCGAGUGGAGACUCACUAGCUGUAAUUGAGCUAGCCAGGGACAUGGACAAGGAAACAUGGAGGGGGUUGUACACCUGGGCAGCAAGCCACCUGAUGCCAGGCAGCAAAAUAAUACUCACAAGCCGUUCAGAGAAGAUAGCAUCCUUAGGAACAACACAGGCUCUUGUGCUGAGUUUUUUGCCCCAAGAAGCUUACUGGCAUUUCUUCAAAACGGCUGCAUUCGGAAGCACAAACCCUAAUGAGCAUCCUAACCUGGCAGCCCUCGGUAUGGAGAUCGCGGUGCACAUGAACAGAUCAUUCAUGGCAGCGGACACCGUUGCCGUCUUACUGAGAACAAAUCUUGACGCACGGUUUUGGCGCAGGGUGCUAAGAUGCUUGAGAGAUUUUGCAAGCAAGCACCUCAGCAUGUUUGGUGAGCACCCGACAAAUCUCCUACAGAAAGACCUGCCUGUGUACAUGUGGACAAUGGCCAAGACAAGCAAUGUUGUCGUGAUGCGUAAUAUUUAUCAUGAGCCCUCUCCCCAGACCAGUGAGGUUCCCAGGAUAACAGCACAGGAUGUCUUGUAUGGGCGAUUUACAUCUGAAGGGACAUUCCAAGCAGUGGCAUGGAGGUCCAGGAUACCUCCCUGCUACACCUACUUGGUGAGCUUCGUCGUGGCAAGGACAGACAAGCACGCGGUGCUCGGUAAGAAGCGGUCUCGGCAGGAGAGGAUUUGAUGUAAAAUGCAAUAAUGUAUUGCUAAUGUGAUUGCAAGUCAUAGCUUGCUGCCUUGCCAAAAAAAAAAAAAACUGCACUGUACCUCUUUUUUAUCAGUGCGGUACAUCUCCUCACUUAUGUGUAGCAGCUUGCUCCAUGGAUCUCCAGUUAUAUCUCCACAAGCUGAGUACUGAACUUCAGUCCACGCUCAGCACACAGCAUAACCGUCUGGUAGAACUGCUUACAAGCCAGAGUGACAGAACCAUUUUAUCUGCAAGGCAUGCUGACAGAGAAAACCAGUAGGAAGAAAGAGGUGUUACUGAUACAAAACCCUUACAGUUAGUAGUCCAACACUACAGAAGAGCAGAAGCUUUUUACAAGAUUUUUUGGCGAUUGUACCGUUUUCUGCGAAAUUACCGCAUUGCAAAUAUAGUCUUAUAUGUAAGGGAAGUAUGCUCAGUACAAUGCAACAUCAAUUCAGCGCACAUAUUUGAUA
This is a messenger RNA of Hordeum vulgare subsp. vulgare (domesticated barley), 3130 nucleotides long. Its product is annotated as disease resistance protein RGA2-like. Lineage: Eukaryota; Viridiplantae; Streptophyta; Magnoliopsida; Poales; Poaceae. The record is from RefSeq and is a predicted model, not a curated record. The transcript has a single exon. Bases 1137 to 2654 code for a protein of 505 amino acids.